Myripristis murdjan (pinecone soldierfish) is the source of this 257-nucleotide messenger RNA. RefSeq names its product protein FAM240B. The transcript has 3 exons. The coding region runs from base 30 to 257 and encodes 75 amino acids. The record is from RefSeq and is a predicted model, not a curated record. Lineage: Eukaryota; Metazoa; Chordata; Actinopteri; Holocentriformes; Holocentridae.
CUCAGCUGAACCUCCUGAGAGUCUGAAAGAUGAAUGUGGCUCUCAUCCAUGACAAACUGUUCAUCAAACAGUUCUGGGAGAAGAAGAUCGACGCUCAGACGCAGCAUGCAGACAGCGAAGAGGAGAGGAGGAGCCGCAGCGCGCUGAGCAAGCUGCGGGCGGAGUGGCUGGUCCGGCUGGAGAACCGAAACAAACACCUGAAGAAGCUCAACGACGCCCGGAGGGUCCGGAUGCCCAAAGCGGCCGAGCAGACAUGA